Messenger RNA from Vicia villosa (hairy vetch), 357 nucleotides. RefSeq lists its product as uncharacterized. NCBI's taxonomy places the organism in Eukaryota, Viridiplantae, Streptophyta, Magnoliopsida, Fabales, Fabaceae. Gene Ontology annotation, molecular function: RNA-DNA hybrid ribonuclease activity; nucleic acid binding. The record is from RefSeq and is a predicted model, not a curated record. The transcript has a single exon. Bases 1 to 357 code for a protein of 118 amino acids.
AUGGCGGAAUUAUGGGGAGAUUUUGAAGGUUUGAAGCUCUCAUUAGCUCUUGGCUACUUUAAAGUGGAGAUAAACGUUGACUCUACUACGGUGGUGGAAGCGGAUGAGAGAGGUGGUUCUAUGCAUAUUGGGUGUGUGGCGAUCCUUGAUCAGAUUAAAGUUCUUAUGAAUAAGCUUGAAGGUGUUGUUAUAGCUCACUCGAUUAGAGAAACAAAUUCACGUGUUGACAUUCUUGCUUCCGUUGGGUGUACUGUUGAGUCGGAGAUUUUGAUUUAUAAUUCGCCUCCUGUUUGUAUCUCUAGUUUAUUAGCUGAGGAUGCGUGUAGGGUGUCCUCUGCUAGGCUUUUCCCUCCUUAG